Messenger RNA from Trichomonas vaginalis G3, 528 nucleotides. RefSeq names its product organellar and viral DNA polymerase type B. NCBI's taxonomy places the organism in Eukaryota, Parabasalia, Trichomonadida, Trichomonadidae. The transcript has a single exon. The record is from RefSeq and is a predicted model, not a curated record. The annotation marks the transcript as partial.
AAUGUUUCUGACAUAUAUAAAUCCGGGGAGUUUAAGACCUACGAUAACUUUGUUUCGUUAGUUGCUGAAUGUGUAUGGCAGAUAAGAGAUAAAGAUAGAAGAGGUAAAAUAUGGAACGAACAGAUAAGACCAACUGCUUUUGAGUUAAAGAAAACCAUUGACGCCUUAGUUGUUUUAGCAGGUAAGGUUUCAGAAUAUAACGCAAAAAUGAAUCCGCAAUGUUCUAAAUGUAAAGCAGCAAUUAGGAAAUAUAACUACUCCGUCAAAGAGAUAGAAAGAAUGCGAAACGACUAUGCAGACUUAAAGAAAGAAGCAGAAAAGCCAGCAGAAAAUAAAAUGGACAUGUUAGCAUUUCUGAACAAAAACUAUCCAACUGCUGACGAUUUCCUUCUAUCUGACGUCAAGAAGAAAUAUAAAGAAACUUUCGGCAUUGUUAAAACUUUUGACAUACUGACAGAAGAAAUAGAAGCUACGAAAUUGUUUAGGAUUUCAAAUAUACAUCGUACAAUUCAUGUAAAACGCUUGUGA